Molecule: messenger RNA, 859 nt
Organism: Nerophis lumbriciformis (worm pipefish)
Lineage: Eukaryota; Metazoa; Chordata; Actinopteri; Syngnathiformes; Syngnathidae
Product: sterile alpha motif domain-containing protein 15-like
Molecular function (GO): protein binding
Source: RefSeq, a predicted model, not a curated record
GACUCUUACCGCAGAGGAGUAACACAUACGGCCCAGCUGUAGCGGAGUCUGCAAGGAAUCAAACACAACUUUUAAUUUACAUGGCGGACACACCAGUCGACGAAGACUAUGCAAUGCCAGUGAACCAGGAUGAAGCCCGGAAGAACGGUGAGUGGCCAAGUGCCAGUUUCCAUGGCAACAUGGAUACACCAAACCUGGACUUCCUGAAGUGGACUAGCGAGGAGGUUGCAGGAUGGAUUGAGUCCAAAGGAUUUCCACAGUAUAAACCGUGUUUUACCGACAACUGCAUCACCGGCAGGAAGCUGAUUUUUGUGGAUUGUGUCCACAUGCCAAGAAUUGGAAUCACAGAUUUUAAAGACAUGCAGGCCAUCUCCGCAUGCGUGCGGGAGCUGCUGGGCAUCACUCAGACCCUGUGGAGUCGCAGCAUCGCCGACCCGCCGCGAGAUGACAUGGGCCUAUUUCUGGAGAUGAAGAGUCGCACAGGUGUCAAGACGGACCAGCUCACCAUUCAGCAGCUCCUGGAUGACAUCUGCCACUGAUGAGACAAAACCAAAUGUGUGUGUGUGUGUGUGUGUGUGUGUGUGUGUGUGUGUGUGUGUGUGUGUGUGUGUGUGUGUGUGCGUGCGUGCGUGUGUGUGUGUGUCUGUGACAAAGUGGUGAGAAGCGGGACGUGUCAAUGCAAUUUUCAUUCCGCCAACUGUCUCAGUGACUCACUUACAUGCAGGUCCUGUCAUUCACACGUACACCCGCUCAGUGCUGGCAUGCUGGAAUUGAUGCUGGUACAAAAGGCAGCUUUUAGAAUAUGCUGUCUAAUCAAAUGCAUGAUAAAUUCAUCUAAAUAAACACCCACUUGAAUGUC